Messenger RNA from Prorocentrum cordatum, 4161 nucleotides. The record is from the annotation of a GenBank genome assembly. NCBI's taxonomy places the organism in Eukaryota, Dinophyceae, Prorocentrales, Prorocentraceae.
AUGGCUACCACUCUCGACGUGCCGUUCCUUCUUGGAGGGCGGGAAGUGAUGGUGAAGUCUACGGACGAUUCUCGCCUAUGGCAUCGCAGCGUGGUGGUAUGUCGCUGUCAUCGGGACGUGUAUCAACGAGUGAUGGAGGCGGAUCCCUUCACGGACACCGACGCUUUCUACUGGAUCAUGACGCCAGACUCCGACGUCUACCCAGAGGAGCUGUCGGUGCAUCCCUUGUUGUCGCUCAUGGGGACCACUCCCGACGGCGACCUAGUGCUGGGUUCGGGGAUCGGCCGUACCUCACACUUGAAUCGGGUGUACGCGUUCUCGCCGUUCCCAACGCCCGCCGCCUUCGCCGAGGCGCUGCGCGCGUGCCAGACGGAGGCGGAGCAGGCCAUCCUCGACUUAGUGCAGAGUGUCUCGCUGUCUCUUGGCCAGGGUGCUCUUCCGCCUGCGACCGGAGCCUGGCGGCGCAUCACCACUGUCGGCAUAGCUGGUGUCGCGCUGGUGAGCCGCAGCGGGGAGCUACUGGUGCUGAUGGACUGUGUCGCCACGUCGGGCGCGGCUUCGCCCGAGCUCGACGCCAGGAUCCUGGAGAUCUCCCGCGACAAGCUGGGGAAGCAGCACGAAGACGUCAAGGACGCGAUCGACUGCUGCACGGAGAGUGUCUGGGACAGUUGGCCGCUGACUGGCCCUCGUACGGUGCUGUGGUGCCUGACGUUCAUCGCCCAGACCAACGGGCACCCGAGGGCCAGGCACACUUGGUGGAAGCAUACGUGCCGACUGACGAGCGGGGACCCCGGCGUCUCAGACCACGAGACCGCCAUGAAGGGUCUCGAGUAUCUGCUCACGUAUGACCAGCUGAAUGCGCCCGAGCUGGUCUUUGCUGAGCUCUUCACGCGCAGGGCGCAGCUGGCAGAGUUCAGGCACCGUCAUCUGCUGCUGCGCCCAGAUGAUUUCGGGGACGACUUGGCCAAUGACGAGUUUCUGUACCUCGGACUGGGGGAGACCAGGGGCCAGAUCAUGCUAUGCCCAGCGCUAGACGAGUAUGUCGCCGCCAACCUCCACCGCGAGAGCACUGCGGCCAAGGAGCGCCGCAAGCUCCGCGAGGAGCGGCAGCUGGCUCGCGCUUCUCCCAGCAUGGUGCCCAGUCAGGCCGCCGCCGCAGCGUUGACCAGUGCGGCCGACCCGCUACGCGGCCUGGUGGGCGGGCCUCCUGCUAUCCCGAAGGCCAAGGCGAAGCAGAAGGGGAAGGAGUCGAAGGCUGCGGCGGGGCACGCGCCAGUCGCGAAGGAGCUCCUCCCGACGAUGGCGCCGUUCUGCGAAGCUGCGCAGUUCAAUUCAGAUACGUCUGGCUCUUUGUCUCGUUCUGUGAAGAGGCGGCUGAAGGUGAAGACCCACUGGCAGGCCGCCGUGAAUUCAGCAGUGGAGAGUACCAAUGACUUGCGCGGUGUUGGUCGUGUCGAGUCUUCGUUGGGGCUGUCGCGCGCACAGCGGGGAGCUCAUGAGCAUAUCUCGCGCAUCUUCCGAGCUGUUCUUCCUCCACCCUGCGCGGCCGUGGAAGCCUUCAAAGAGCUUUGCGGCACUCGAGCGGGAUAUGAUGACGCUGAUCCCCGCGUUGCUUUCCAGUAUGACUUGAUCUCAAUGCCUUCUCGAGGCGGGGUCGCCGAUGGUGAUGAGGUGCUGACAGGGGGCCCCCUCUACCACUGGAACAAUUGCGUCAAGGCGCUCAUGCGGAGCGACCAGGACUUGUCUGACACAUCUGGACUUCCUGUGAAACCCUAUCCCGACCCCACCCUGAUCAGAGAUAAUAUGAUGUAUGCUAAGCUGAUCGCGGACAUGUGCUCUCUUGGGCUAUGUUCACUGCGGGCGCAUCAGGCCGCCACUGUCGGUAUAUUUUUCGCGAGAAAAAAGAAUGGCAUGCAGGGGGUGAUUCUUCUGGAUACGAGACUGGUGAAUGCGAGAUUCCAGGAGGCCGAGCACGCAGUCUUACCCGCGCCUGGUGCGUGGGCAAGCAUCGAGCUUCAGCCUGAGGACGAGCUGGUCUUUUCACAUAUGGAUGUCGAGUGUGCCUUUUAUCGUAUACGUGCGCCUCCUGGAGUAUCUGAUCAUUUUGUGCUGCCUCGUGUGUCAGGACGGCUGAUCCGUCAGCUGGCCCCCGCGUGCGACGUCGCGGGGGCCGACUGGCUCAGCCCGCAUCUCGAGGCCAUGGCCAUGGGAUGGUCGUGGGCGCUGCACUUCUGCCAGCAGAUGGUGGUUGCCUCAGUUCAGAAGGUGGGCAUCCCCGCCGGCCAGUUCUUCAGGGGCAAGCGGCCCUCCCCCGAUCUGACCGACGCAAUGGUGGCGGCCGCCGUGUAUGUGGACAACGCCAUCGUCACCGGCACCGACGAGAAGCGGGCCACUGUCACGGCCGACGCCGUCUUCAAGCAGCUGGAGGCCGACGGGCUCGAUUGCAAGACCAUCGAGCACGGGCCCGAGGUUGCGCGCUUCACGGGCUUGGACCUGCGCCGCGCCUCCGGUCGAAUCUCCGUCGGCCACGCGCGGUGCUGGAAGGUCAGGCUCGCUUUGUCCCACGUCUUGGCGGUGGGGCGCGCCAGCGGUCCAGAGAUGCACACCCUGCUGGGGCGCUACACCUGGUCGGCCAUCCUUCGACGGCGUCUGCUGUCUCUGCCGCGCGCGUGCUACCGCUUCGUGGACAAGGCGGGCCCCGAGCGGGUGCCGCUCUGGUGCUCAGUGCGGCGUGAGCUCAAGUGGAUGGUGCCGCUGCUCCCGUUGGCCUACGCCGACGCCAAGCGGCCCUGGCGCGAGUGCGUUGCUGCGACGGACUCGGAGGGGGCCAACCUGAUCGACAACGGCGGCUUCGGGGUCGUGGGGGAGCUCCUGGGCUCGGAGCAGGCGCGCGCCUGGGGGCUGCAGCAGGAGCGCUGGCGCUUCGCCGUGGCGGAUGCAGUGCAGGCGCGCGCGGCGGCGUUGGCCGCUGCGGCCGCCCCGGCCACCGCAGGGUCGCCCGGCCCACAGGCGGGGGGUGCCUCCCAGGCACCGCUCGAGGGUAGUGUCGAGCUGCCCGUCUCGUUCAGUCAUCUGGCCGCAGAUUCCGGGUUCAUCAGUCGCUGGGCUCCCGGCGAGUUCAAUCCCGCCGACGGGCCGUCCAGGCUCAAGGGGCCAGUAGUGCGGAGCGGCAGCGGGGAUCCACGCGAUGCUCGCUGGCACGACUGCUCCACCGACACGCAGCACACCGCCCUGCUCGCUGCUGUUGAGGCCCGCGCCCGCGACGAGUUUCGACGCGGUGGCGCUGGAGGGCCAGCCGCAGGCAGCUGGCGGGCCGCUCCUCCGCCGAUCGAGCUCACAGGCGCCGACGACGCCAUCGACGACUGGUAUUCUGCAGCGGGCACCCGCAGGUCUUCCAGCUCCUCAGCUCCUCAGUCGGCGAGAGGGCCAGCGCUGCGGUCGAGGGCCGGCGUCUUGCCAGUCAAGCGGCCUCUGGGGGCGGCAGACCUGACGCCCCCCUCGGCCCAGCAGCGGCGCGCCCGCGCUCGACGGCGCGUCGAGGUGCAUCGAGCGCAGGCCAGCCUGUGCAGGGAUCUGGGGGCCUACUUCCUGGAGGUGGGCCACCAGGCAGGGAUGCCGCUGUCGACGCCACUCGAGAUCGACCUUGCGCUCGUGGAGCACCUCGAGGAUCUGUACUUCAACGGGUUCAACCACGACGCGGGCGAGAAGGUGGUGGCGAGCCUGGAGUUUCGCACUCCCGAGCUGAAGGUACCCGGCAGCACGCUGUUGCCCAGGGCAAAGAACGCUCUGCGGGGCUUUCGCCGCCUGGCGCCAGGCCUGAGCCGCGCGCCAUUUCCUUGGCUGGCGCUCUGUGCGAUGGCUGGCGCGGCGAUGUCCCUCGGCCGGCAGGAGAUGCUCUCGGUGGCUUCGAAGACCCACGAGUUCGACGAGAGCCUGCUGCUCGACGACGUGGAGUUCGACUCGUCGGUGCGCCGAUACGAGAAGCAUGCCAGAGUACUCAAGCAGGCGGGCAACAUGACGCCCGCCUCCCGCGAGCACGGCCUGCUCGUGGCCGACCACCUCGCGGACAUCCUAGCAGGGCGCCGCGCCGCGCCCCAGCCGCCCAACAUGAGGGUUCCGCAGCUGGAUCAGGCCGGCGGCAGGCGGCGCGGCAAGCCCUGA